GCGCUGCUGGUGCUGCCGGCCCUGCCCCGCCGCGCCGCCGCCGGCUGUGCCGCCCGCCGCCUCUGCUGCCCCGGCCGCAGCCCGGCCUGUCUCAGCACCGGCUGGCGGCCCGACGGCUCCCACGGGCCCUGCUACUGCGACCAGGCGUGUGCCCGCACCCUCGACUGCUGCCACGACUACGCCGAGGCUUGCCCAGUUAUCCCCUGUGUCGUGUCUGAGUGGAGUGUCUGGAGUGGCUGUGCAGAGCCGUGCAAGACAACGUACCGUGUUCGGAGGAGGCACAUCAUCCAGGAGCCCAGGAAUGGAGGAGAGGCAUGUCCUCCUCUGGAGGAGAGGGCUGGCUGUGUGGAGUACUGGACUCAGCAAGGAACAGAGUGCAAACAGUCCCUGAUCCCAGCGUUAAUUACAACAGGAGGGUUUGGAAAAGCCAGGAAAAAAAGAGCAGCAGCUGAUGGCAAUGAAAGAGCAGGGUACUGUGUUGAAUUCCAGCUUGUGGCCAUCACACCGGGCUGUUUGCAGAGCCACCACUCGUACACUCACUGGAUGCAGUAUCUCAGGGAGGGCCACACCGUCUGCGUGGAGUGUCAGCACCCGGCUUUAGACUCCAGAAGUCUACAUUGUUAUGGGGAUGGCAGUGGAAGCAAAAAGAAUCAGCUGUUGCACUGGCAGGCGGUAGGGAACCCUCGAUGCAAGGGAACCUGGAAGAGAAUUCGCCAGCUGGACACUUGCUCCUGUCCUUCUGUUCACAGCUUCUUGUUCAUCUAACUUCUCCUGACAGUCGCAGCAAGUGAGUGCUGUGAUGGCACCGACGUGCGGCAGCAGUGGGAACCACAACCAAAACGAUGACUUCUCCAUGUCAGAGGCUAUACUUUCAAGAGGUUGCUGUCUGUACUGGGGUAUCCGGAAUCCUCUCUGUCUGUGUGUGCUCCUCAAUUUCCAAAGAAAUCAGGCUGGCUGUGAAGUGCCAAUCUCUUUCUGCCCAUCUAUCCCUGAGAGAGGCCUGUCUGACCCUGAUGACUUCUUGCAAAUUCCUCCUUUUUGAGAGGAACGAGAAUUCACCUGAUAAGAAAUUAGACAAACAAGACCAUGUGAACUCAGAUUUAAUUAUUAUAUUACCAAAGUCUCGAUGGAGAAUCAACAAUGCAAAAUAAAUUAACUCAAGUGCUGUCCUUUGGUGACAAUGGCACUUCUCUGUGGAUGCUGCCUGCUCAUGCUUAUACAUCUCUUCCUUUUGUUUUCACCUUCCCUGGUCUUGUCAUUUCAUAUUGAUCUUCAGUCUUACAGAGGGUUCAUCUUCUGCUGCUGAGAUAAUGGCAAAACUUAGAAAUUAGUCUGUUCAAAUCUGUGAGAAUAGAAGGUACCAGGGAUCAGAGGGCCCUUGGACUUCAAGUUUCAAGGAGCAUCUCUGAGUUGCCCAAAAAUGCAGUGCAAUCCUGGGGCUCUGAAUAGGAAGUCAUCCCAGCUGUACCAGGAGGGCUAGCUAUAGCCUUGUCUUUUUGACUGGAAAAUAUUUGAAAUAUUUUUUUAUAUUCUGCUGAUUUCUAUUCAUACUUUUCUAGAAAUGAAAAUAAAGGAGACUGGAGACAUUC
Molecule: messenger RNA, 1589 nt
Organism: Calidris pugnax (ruff)
Lineage: Eukaryota; Metazoa; Chordata; Aves; Charadriiformes; Scolopacidae
Product: somatomedin-B and thrombospondin type-1 domain-containing protein-like
Exons: 5
Source: RefSeq, a predicted model, not a curated record